AUGAGACAAAAGGAGAGGGGCACAUCCAGAAAUAACCGCCAGAGGUGCUGCACGGCCCCCUGCCCAGCCUGCCGGGUGAGAGAUCUCGGGGUUGGACUUGUGCCAGCUUGGUGGGGUUCCGGCUUAGGUACAGCUACCGGGAGCCCACAGGGUCGACCCCGGCAGACGAAGUGUUGGCAGAACAUCCCGCCUCACUCUGUCUCCCCGGGACACACUCCUGUUAUGGGAUUGGCAUCUUUCCUCUUACUCCUGGCAACACUUCAGCAGCUUCAGCGAUGGACGGGGCAGCCACUGGAGGAUGAUAAAGUGCUCCCAAGUCAGGUCCAGCCCUGGACAGCAGGUCACAGUGUGAGGAAGUGGAUGACAGAUGCUUCUGUCAGUGUUCCAUCGCUGGACAACCUCCUCCUCCUGAGGUUCCUGGUCAUCAGGCCUGACGUGGAAGAACAAGACAGCAGCACAGUGACCACACUCAUGGGUGGCCCCGGUCAGAUCUGGUCCAGAGGUCACACGGUCACUUGUCCCGACGAGGCUGCCCCGUCGUGGGUCACCUGCUGCCCGCCUCACCCCUCGUUAUUUAUCUCCUCUUGA
Messenger RNA from Knipowitschia caucasica, 588 nucleotides. NCBI's taxonomy places the organism in Eukaryota, Metazoa, Chordata, Actinopteri, Gobiiformes, Gobiidae. The record is from the annotation of a GenBank genome assembly.